This is a messenger RNA of Daldinia childiae, 1251 nucleotides long. RefSeq lists its product as uncharacterized. The record is from RefSeq and is a predicted model, not a curated record. Bases 1 to 1251 code for a protein of 416 amino acids. Lineage: Eukaryota; Fungi; Ascomycota; Sordariomycetes; Xylariales; Hypoxylaceae. The transcript has a single exon.
AUGGCUAAAAGUGAGAAGGUCAUCUUCAAGGGUCUAGAUUCGCCCUCAAAAGAGGAGAUAACAAAAGUAUGGGACAAGGUUGUAAACCUGGUCGAGCUUUUUCAAGUCCAGCAGCAUGGGCCACAUCUUUCACAGUUGGAUGCAGAGGAGAAAAAACUUCGAGCUUCUGAGUUUUUGCGUAAACUAAGCCUUGGAAAUAACGAAGUCUUGGAAACUCUAGAGAGAAACAUUCUUUGCGCCGACGGCAUGGACAAUCAAGAUAACCUAGAAGAAGCUAUUCAUGACGAUACAGUUAAUGGCCUAGGCAUGGUAGAGCAGUUUCGACUUCGACAAAUCAUCUCGACUCCGCAGUCCGAAAAUGCGGGUGACAACUUACCUCACGCGUCAUUGGGGUCUCCCAAUGCAAUUGCCGAAUACAAGGAGUAUAGCCAGUACAUCGACAAGGCCGAGCUUCCUGGACUAACCGAGCGAGUCAAGCUCCUCGCGAAUCUCUUGACUUCAUCUAAGAGUCCAGACUUCCGGUCUCUAAAGUGCCUCUCAUGGGACCACCAGCCCUUAGAAUACAAGUACACAUUUCAAUUCGAGGUGCCUAAGCGAUACCAGUCGCCUCAAUGCCAGUAUAGGAGCCUACAUUCGAUCAUAAGAACAGCGAAAGCUUCCACGAGGCCGACUCUGGACGAGAGACUCCGAAUAGCAUUUUUGCUAGCCAGUGCUCUACAGAAAUGGCACUCGGUCGGUUGGCUACACCAAGGAAUUAAUAGCCAUAACAUCAUAUUCUUCAGAGUACCUGGCCAGGAACGUUUCGACUAUAGGGAACCCUUUCUCCAUGGAUUUGACUUCGCCAGACCAGACUUGGACCCAUCCAUUGGGAAGCCCCCUGAUGACGACACAUUCGACAUAUAUCGCCACCCAAACAGGCAGGGCCCAUCGCGCCGUGGACAUCGGAAGAUUCAUGACAUAUACUCUCUAGGGGUGGUCAUGCUGGAGAUUGGUUUAUGGCAAGUCGCGUCGGAUAUGAGAGAUCCCCGUUCGAAACGGACGAGUAAACCAGAAGAUCUGCGGAAUUUGUUCGAAACCGCUUCAUCAAGCCGCCUUCCGCAUUAUAUCGGAAGGGCUUACGCUUCCGCUGUUCAUACUUGUCUCCAGUCAUCAUUCGGAGUUAAGAUGGAUGAUGAGCGUGGGUCGUUUUUAGCACGAGCUUUCCAAAGCCAGGUCAUUGAUAGGCUGAAAGAGGGUAUCCAGCCGAACUGA